UCCCCCACCCAAACAGACAUUCACACAUUGUAACUCCGAGAUAUGGCGGGUUUCUGUAGUAUCAAGAUCCUGCUCCUCUGGGCUGCGAUCAUUGGUGUGGCUGACUGUCAAUAUCCAGCAGCAGCCCCUCCACCUCCACAGUGUUCUUACACUGUUACACCCCACGAGUCUGGCUUCCAGAUCAGGUUCAUAAACUCUUCCCUUGACACCUACACCGUAAAUGUUAAAGAAGAAGGCCAAGUUGAUGUUCAGCACUUCGAUCAAAGCUCACCGUAUAUCAGACACCUGAAGCCCUGUACUGUCUACGAGCAUAAUGUGACAUUUGACCAUGCUGGCACAGAAAUAAUCUGUAACCACAGUGAUAGUAAAACUACAGUGAAGACAAAUGAAAUGACUGAAGAUGACAUUAAACGUAGCAGCUGCAUCCCUGGAUAUCUUUGUUACAAGAGUGACUGGAACAUCAGCUCUGUGCAAAUAAAUAAUCUUACAGCCAUGCGAUGCCUAAGUGACAAUAAAAUGUUCUGUAUCAGACCUGGUUAUGAUGACAUUUGCACAAAUUUGACUACAACCUUCACUCAAGAAAAGUGUGUGAACUUUAGUCUCACUCAACACAUCAGUGCUGCUGAAUUUUUAAAUUCAAAUGAAAUAAAUCUGAUUCCUCCCACUGAACUUCCUGCAAAAAUAGAAGCAAAUUUACCUCCAAACUGCAUCUAUCUCACCAUUGAUUACAUUUGUUCUGAUUCUUACAAUAAUCCCAAGAAAGUGUCUGAGCUGGAGCCUUUCACAGACUACACCUGUACUGGUCAGAUCAAGGAAAAUGAUGUCAUCAUAAAAAACACACCUGCUAUCCGGUUCAAGAUUGACUGUGAUCUUAAUAUAGCAACACAAAGGGACUCAACCAAUACCUCCAUUGAGUUGAGCUGGACAACAACCAGUCAGAAAUGUCAAGAGGUCCCCAAACUUGAUGGGCUUUCAUAUGACUGCAGUUGUCAUCCUGUGGGUUCAACAUCGGACAAGAAACAUGCAAAACUACAUUGA
This is a messenger RNA of Thunnus maccoyii (southern bluefin tuna), 1038 nucleotides long. RefSeq lists its product as uncharacterized. Bases 43 to 1038 code for a protein of 331 amino acids. The record is from RefSeq and is a predicted model, not a curated record. NCBI's taxonomy places the organism in Eukaryota, Metazoa, Chordata, Actinopteri, Scombriformes, Scombridae. The transcript has 9 exons.